CGAUCAUUGAUUGCUAAUCUGUUUUCCAUUGGAAUAAUUCAGACUUAUUCAGUAUUAGAAGAAUAAUUCACAUUUGGACAAUUAUUCAUCUAUUAAUUUCAUUACUGCAUAUAGUUAUCUUUUGUUUGUCUUAGAGGCCUUAAAAGGCGAAUUACGGCCGGUGUUUAGAAAUAAUUGUGUACUGAAAAAUAACACUGAACAAAGGGCAUAGUUCAAAGUGUAGUAGAAAGUAGUUAUGGAUACAUCCGAUAGCAAUGCAAACGAUAAUGAAACAAUACAGCAAAGUCCGAGUUCAGAGGAUGGUACCAGCUCCAAUGACCCCGGAAAAAUGUUUAUCGGUGGUCUUAGUUGGCAAACAACAGCUGAAGGAUUGCGAGAUUAUUUCGGUAAAUUUGGUGAAGUAAAUGAAUGUAUGGUAAUGAGGGAUCCAGCAACCAAAAGGGCCAGAGGUUUCGGAUUUAUAACAUUUACCGAUCCGGCAAGUGUCGAUAAAGUAUUAGCUCAAGAGCUGCAUGAACUUGAUGGCAAGAAAAUUGACCCAAAAGUCGCAUUUCCUAAGAAAGCACAAUCGAAGAUGAUAAUUAAAACGAAGAAAGUGUUUAUUGGUGGCUUAUCAGCAACUUCAACUCUGGAAGAUAUGAAAAAUUAUUUUGAACAAUAUGGAAAGGUUGAAGAUGCGAUGUUGAUGUUUGAUAAGACAACUCAACGUCAUCGAGGAUUUGGUUUUAUAACAUUUGAUAAUGAUGAUGUUAGUGAUAAGGUGUGUGAAAUUCAUUUCCAUGAAAUUAACGGUAAAAUGGUGGAAUGCAAGAAAGCUCAACCAAAAGAAGUGAUGCUACCUGUUCAGCUAAAUAAGAGUAGAGCAGCUGCAGCUCGUAGUUUAUAUGGUCUUGGACCGGAACAGUUACUUGCCUAUGCUUCUUGUUUGCCCCGACUUGGUACAUAUGGUACAAGCAUGUUUUAUAGCGGUGGAAUUUUCAACGGGUUUCAAUCAUACGCUCCGCUUGCACCCACAUCACCACCUGGUAGCGUUACAAACGGUGCUGCAGCUGCUGUAGCAGCUAGUGCCGCUGGCGUAACACGUGGGUUAAAUUUAGCCGCAGCUCAAGCAGCUGCGGCUCAACAGGCGGUCGCAUUUGAGGCGGCAGCACUGUACGCCAUCGGUGGUGAACCAUUUGCGGGCAUAUAUCCGGCUGCUAUACACCAUCAAACACCUCAACUACCCCAUGCUUUCCACAAGGUCUAAAGACUUUCCGGCGCUAACUCUCCAUAUGGGAAUGAAAGUAACAACAAUAGAAGAAGUAAAC
This is a messenger RNA of Loa loa (African eye worm), 1307 nucleotides long. Its product is annotated as musashi. Gene Ontology annotation, molecular function: RNA binding. NCBI's taxonomy places the organism in Eukaryota, Metazoa, Nematoda, Chromadorea, Rhabditida, Onchocercidae. The transcript is spliced from 12 exons. The coding region runs from base 236 to 1246 and encodes 336 amino acids. The record is from RefSeq and is a predicted model, not a curated record. Gene Ontology annotation, cellular component: cytoplasm.